CAGUGAUAGCCCAUUUGAACGCCAGAACCAGGUGAGUUGACUUUCGGUUAUGGAUGAUAACAUCGACCUUAGUGGCGAGCAUUAAUGCUCAUUUCCUCCGGUGAAUGCUUAACGCUCUCCAGUAUACGGCUGUUGCCAUGGAUAGCCGAUUUGAGCGUUUGGUGUAAAAGCUACAGCAAGGUGUAUGCCAUUUGUUUUUAUGACAAAAAUACGCAAUUAGGCUAUAAUGAGCUGCUUGAUGUCGACUGCAAAGAGAUACUGCACUUUAUGCUUGCUUUCAACAAAUGAAUCAUGAAAUGUCGGCUAAAGGUGCCCGUUUAUGAAAAAAUGAGAGCACCCAUCCUUAGAACCAUAUCCGCUAUGAAGAGUGUCAACGCCUAGCAAAUUAGAGAAACAUAUAUCAUAUUGUCAAUGGUUUCGAUGAAUUAUCAUUCAGAAAUACAAAUUUAUAGACAGUAAUG
Molecule: messenger RNA, 461 nt
Organism: Umbelopsis ramanniana AG
Lineage: Eukaryota; Fungi; Mucoromycota; Umbelopsidomycetes; Umbelopsidales; Umbelopsidaceae
Exons: 3
Coding region: 85-288 (67 amino acids)
Source: RefSeq, a predicted model, not a curated record